CUGGAGUAUUUCUAAGACAGCAGUCUUGAAAAGAAAAACUAGCUCUAAACUAACAUCUCAGGAAUUACAGUGUUUUUUUUAUCAUUUUUGGGGUUGGAAAAGACUUGACAACAGAAGAUCUUUACCAGAUCAGUCUGACCUUCUAUUGGAUCUCUUGGACACGGCAAGAUAAAAUAUGCAUCUUUUCUCUUCUGCUGUUUUAACGAGUCUUCUGGCUUGUACGCUGUGUUGGGUGUCUGAAAAAUGUGUUGUCUUUGAAGAUUACAUGGAUGAAAACAUAGUGGAUAAAUGUCCAAAAAGUAACCUGUCAGGAUCCUGUAAAGGCGUCUCCAAUGUGGCACUCGAUCUCGCUGGGAUUCCAUCUCAUCUUGAGGUCCUCUGUUUGCAUCUUGCAAAGGAUCCGUGUCUGCAUCCUAACUCUUUCUCAAGGUUUACGAAGCUCACAAGCCUAAUAAUCACGGGAUCUAUCUCAACUGUCCUCCCUGGAGCUUUUAAAAAUCUUUUGAGUCUGAAAAGACUGGAAAUUACCUGCUUACAAUCAUUGAACAUUUCCUUUUCAUCUGAGAUUUUCAGUGACCUUCAGAACAUCCAAAUACUUUUGAUCGUCAACUGCAAGCUCUCGUCCAUGACAACAGACGUGUUCAAAGGGAUGGUAAAGUUGGAAACUCUCACAUUAACUGACAGUAUAGAUGACUUUUCUGAGUUGUUGUGCAGAUUAACAUUUGUGUCAUCGUCAUUAAACUAUUUAGAUGUAUUUGCUGAGAAAUUAGUUAAUGUUUCAACGCCAGUUUGUGCUUUUUCUAACGGGACUUCUUUUGAUGUUAAGUUUCAUAAAUUUGAGACCCUCUUUCUUGAGUUUAAUUUGGAUAGUGUAAUGAAUAAAACAGUGAUGAAAUAUUUCCCAAAAAUAGAUGUUUUAAAAACAUAUUUUACUACAUUUGAAGUUUUAAAAUCUGAAUUUACAAACAUUGACAUUUUAGGUUUAACUUAUUUUAGUGAGUUUAGCAGCUUUAAAGAAAUCUGUCAAGCCACACAUGACCUUUCGUCGACUGGCAUCAUUGUGUCAUUCCCAAAUGUAACCAAGUCUUUCGUGCCCGAUCUGGAACGAUGCAUGGGCCUUGAACAUCUUUUAAUUUAUUGUGAAGAAAAAUGUACAGCAAUGAAUUUAACAUUCAUCAAUGUUCUAAAAAAUCUUACAUUAUUGUUUAUUAAAUGGAAACUUACUCCAGAGAGCAUUAAUAGGGACAGGCCAUUGGCACUGUGUGAAAAUCAGAGUGAUCUUAUUACAAAACUCAAAACAGUAAAUCUUUUUACAAACAAUUUCAUAAGAAUUGGCCCCAGACAUUUUAACUGCCUGCAAGAACUCGAGGAACUGUACUGGGCUAAAAGUGAGAUUGAACAUAUUGAAGAUUUUACAUUUAACAGUACAAGAUUUCUUAAAACUUUGGACCUCAGUCGUAAUAAAAUAUCUCAACUCACAAACUUUACCUUCUUCGGUUUAUCUAACCUAAAAACUCUCCUACUUGAAGAAAAUAGGCUGCUUAUGAUUGAGACGUGGACUUUACUUCCUUUAACAUCUGUAGAGUUUGUAAAUUUGGGAGUCUUUCAGUAUUCCUCCUCUGAACCGUCAAAGAUCCAGAUCAACCUCAGCCUUCCUGAAAACUUGACUAAGUUGUCCAUCAGCUCCGGAAUACGACCAAUGACUCUUAUUUUAAACAACAGCAAGAAAUCCCAGGUGGGGCUCAGCCUCAAUGUUUCUGGCCAGUCUGUGACUUUUCAGGAUUGUGACAAUACGCUUUUCAAAUCUCUUGUUGAAUUAACUGCAGAGACAGAGCAAUUGCUCUGUGGUCAGUCCUUUCCUGGUCAGUUCCUCAAGUCUUUGAGACAUCUUAUGAUCAGAGCAAAUCGCAAGACGGCACAAAUGGAUUUGACAGAUUUGAACCAACUGGUCAACCUGAAGAGUCUGAUCCUCUUUAAUGUGGAUUUGUCUCGGCAGUCUGGUCUUGAUGUGAUUUUUCACAACUUGUCCAAUCUGGAGUAUCUCUAUAUGUCCUUUUGCUCAGUACCUUUAUUGGAGAAAGACUUGAGCAGAGACCUGAAGUCACUAAAAGUGAUGUUUUUGCAUGCAGACGAUGUGUUCAGUGUGAUGGAAAACUUUAUCGAGCCCCUGAAGAACCUUCGCUAUCUCAUCCUUAAAGACGCACUUCUACACUGUAGCUGUGACAAUGCUUGGAUUACCAACUGGGCAAAGUAUGUACAGAACGUUCAGGUCAAUUUUCGUGAUAGCACAUUGGAAAUGUUACAGUGUAAAACUGCGGAUGAAACCAAGUUCCUGCAGAAAUUUGCUCAAGAAAACUGUUUCAUCAAUGUGGACUUUUUCCUUUUUGUCUCCACUUCUCUGGGACUGGUGUUCUUCAUGCUGGUAGUGCUGCUCCAUCAGCUGGUUGGAGAUUACCUGCUGGCUUUCUUUCACAUAGCUCGGGCCUGGGUAGAGGAAGCCAUGAGGGCAAACAGAAAAGGACAUUACCACUUCGAUGUUUUCGUGUCUUACUCUGGGAAGGAUGAGCGCUGGGUGAUGGAUGAACUUCUGCCCAAUCUGGGGAAACGUGGACCCCCAUCCCUCAAGCUUUGCCUGCACAGCAGGGACUUUGAGUUAGGAAAGGACAUUGUGGAGAACAUCACGGACAGUCUCUACAAAAGCAGACACACCCUCUGCCUGGUUAGUCGCAACUACCUGCGGAGUACCUGGUGCUCUCUGGAGAUGCGUCUGGCAACGUACAGGCUGCUGGCUGAACACAGGGAUGUUCUUGUUCUGGUCUUUCUGGAGAAGGUUCCUCAUCAACUCUUAAAUGUACAUCAUAGACUGUCCCGGCUGGUGAAGACCCGGACCUACAUGGACUGGCCACAUGACCCGGCACUGCAUAAUGCAUUCUGGGAGAGACUGUGGAAAAAACUCGCACCCGAUUCUGCCUAGGUAAAAAUGUAUUAAUGUAUUAGCAUAAGACAUGUCUUUGCACAGUUAAUUAUUUCCUUUGAGGAAAUUCUGGAACUUUGCCAUGUAGAUUUAAGAGAAUGUCAGAUGAAAAUUUAUAUACAUAUUGUAGGAUAUUGCCAAAAAAGGCAUAUAAGAACAGGUGGAAUAUUCAAGACUUUGUGAAAAGUGUGAGCUUUAAAA
Clarias gariepinus (North African catfish) is the source of this 3175-nucleotide messenger RNA. RefSeq names its product toll-like receptor 13. Gene Ontology annotation, cellular component: membrane. Gene Ontology annotation, molecular function: protein binding; transmembrane signaling receptor activity. The transcript has a single exon. The record is from RefSeq and is a predicted model, not a curated record. Bases 176 to 2974 code for a protein of 932 amino acids. Gene Ontology annotation, biological process: toll-like receptor signaling pathway; immune response; inflammatory response. NCBI's taxonomy places the organism in Eukaryota, Metazoa, Chordata, Actinopteri, Siluriformes, Clariidae.